UGUACGUACAAAGUGGUUAUGGGAUGGGAACUUGGUCCUGACUGGACGGAGUUGACUCAAGAAUGUCUCCUCGACAUCUUCUCACGGCUGAGCCUAGAAGAAAGAUGGACCGGACCGAUGUUCGUCUGCAAGACUUGGAUGAACGGGUGCCAAGACCCGUCGCUCAACUUGGUCUUCGAUCUCGAAACCAAAUUUCAGUCUCUUCCUGGUUCUCUCAGUUGUUGGUGGAGUCCCGAGUUCGGGGACAAAAUCGAUUCUGUCCUCCGGUCUGUUGUGGAUUGGAGCCAAGGCGGUCUAAAGGAGGUUCGAGUCAGUCAUUGUACUGAUAGCUCUAUCUCGUACGUCGCCGAGAGGUGUCCUAAUCUCGAGGUACUAUCGGUUAAGUAUUGCCCUAAGGUUACAGAUGACUCGAUGUUGAAGAUAGCCUUAAUGUGCCCUAAUCUCAAAGAACUUGAUAUUAGCUUCUCCUACAAAAUAUCUUGUGUGUGUGUGGAUAUGGUUGGCAAGAGCUGCAAGAGCAUUCAGACUUUUAAACGGAAUUUGAUGGAUCCAGCCGAGGUCACAAAAUCUGUGCCUAGUAACUAUGUGGAGGACCCAUCUAUCUUCUUGAUAUAUGGGAAUAUUGAUGCUUAUGUGAUUGGGAAACACAUGCAUCAGCUGAAGCACCUGGAACUUCGAUUCUCCACAUUGUCUAAUAAUGGUCUUGCCCAACUUUGUGAAGGAUGUUCUAAUCUUGAGUAUCUGGACUUGUGCGGCUGUAAUAAGUUGACUAGCGAUGGCGUUACCAACAGUAUCUCCAACUUAAAGCAUUUGAAGGAGAUCAAGAAACCAAGUUUCCCAGCUUUUAUUAUUUGAUUUAGUUCGUAGAGUUUGUGUUACUACUUUUUUUUUCUUGUAUUUUCUUUUGUCA
Brassica oleracea var. oleracea is the source of this 910-nucleotide messenger RNA. RefSeq names its product putative F-box/LRR-repeat protein 19. Gene Ontology annotation, cellular component: SCF ubiquitin ligase complex. Gene Ontology annotation, biological process: SCF-dependent proteasomal ubiquitin-dependent protein catabolic process. The coding region runs from base 19 to 855 and encodes 278 amino acids. The transcript has 2 exons. The record is from RefSeq and is a predicted model, not a curated record. NCBI's taxonomy places the organism in Eukaryota, Viridiplantae, Streptophyta, Magnoliopsida, Brassicales, Brassicaceae. Gene Ontology annotation, molecular function: protein binding.